This is a messenger RNA of Chelonoidis abingdonii (Abingdon island giant tortoise), 2274 nucleotides long. Lineage: Eukaryota; Metazoa; Chordata; Testudines; Testudinidae. The record is from RefSeq and is a predicted model, not a curated record.
ACAGGCUGGGGCCCGGUCGCUGCGCUGGCUACCAGGGGCACAUCGACAGAGCGGGCAAGGAGAGGCCCUGGCCAGGAAGAGCAGCGAGAGCUGUGGGGCAGAACCAGGUGAAUUCGAGCAGCUUGGGGCUCCUGCACCUGGAGUUGUGGGGAGCUACAGACCAGGCCUCCAGGGUAUCGACUUGCCCGAUGGGAAGCACAGGACUGAAAUACUGGGGCGGGGGGGGAGGGGAAUCUGUGGGUCAGGGCUGACCAGCCAUGGGCACCUCUGUCUGGGCCAGCAGAGCUGCAGGUUGCUGGGCCCCCUGACCCCUGAGCCAUGGCAAGCAGCAGCGGUGGCUGGGGUGCUCCCAAGUCCCACAAGCCCAAUGGGAAACCGCAGCAGCUCAAAUACUCAGGUGUCCUCAAGAAAAAGGAUUCGGAAGUUUAUGUCAGAAACGUCCUGCCUGAGAUGAUGGAGGAGGACAUAUUGCUCCUGCUCAGGGACUUCCACCCGCAGCACGUUAAAAGGUGCCAUUCCGUGCUGAGAAGCUAUGCCUUUGUAGAUCUCGGCUCCUCUGAGCAGGUGCAGGCCGCAAUCCAGCGCUUCAACGGGCACCUCGUGAACGGACGUCGCCUGUUUCUGAGCCGCACGGUUGCAGACAAUGGGAGGAAGGACCCGGCUGAGACCCAGAGCACCGUGGAAAUGCCCGCGUUGGAGAGAGUCCCCAGGGGAGAGCUUGGUCUGAGCCAUGCAAAGGCAGAGACCCAAACCCUGCAGCCGGCACCUCCCGAUGCAGUGAGGCAGCUCUGUUAUGCAGUUCCCAUGGAAAUGAGGGGUUCCUUCUUGGCACUCAUGCUAAAAGACUGCUUUCAGGAUCUGAACUGGUUGGUGUCGAUUGCAAAGCUGCAUGGAGAGGCGGGGCUGCUGGUGACGGAUGCUCUGCCACAGACCCCGUACUUCUGGGCCAUACACCUCACAGAGGAAAGUCACUCGAACAUGCACAAGCUAUUCUGCCAGCUGGUGGAAGAGGAAUCCAAGCAGCCCUACCUGACAAGGCAGGCGGUGCAGCGAGGGACCCGCUGCAUGGCAGAGUGCAUUCUGGGGGAGGACGGCGCAGCAUGGAACAGGUGCUGGGUCUUGGAGAAAGUGGAAGAUCUUGCAGUGGUUCUCUUUGUUGACUUUGGCCGUUCGGCCACUGUUCCUCUGAACUCACUGCGGAAGCUGGAUGAAGACGAUUUCUGGGACAUAAAACCGCUGGCCCAGCCCUUCAUGUUCCAGAAAGGGAUUGUCUCUGCAAGACCCAUGGUCCGGCAAAUCCUGCAAGGGAAGGUGGUCGGCCCGUCUCACCUGGAGAGGAGAAAGAGGAAGCCGAGGACCCAUGUGAGCUCUGAGCUGAAAGUCCCCUGCCCCUUGCUGCCCAAAGCAGGAGUGGGGCAGAGAACUGCUGGACCUUGGAAAAGUUAUCUUCAGCCUGAAGCAGCCUUAUUAACUGGCUACAGUGUUGUGAUUGUGAGGAGGGGGCGUCUCUUAUUUCUCCAGGUUUAGUGAUGUCCCCAGUUAGCUUCAAGGGGAAGUUGCCUAGUUUUGAUUUUUCUGUAAAAUUGUGAGGGGGCUGGUGAACUGUCCCUCUGGUGCCUGACUAUUAAAUGGACCCUGGAAAGGCCUGCUAAGUCCCGCUAAUGCUGCCUCCACUAGGUGUAGGUCUGCCCAGAGUGCCUGGCUGCUGGACAAAUCCCCAUUAGACCACAUAUGCCCUGGCAGCUUGAAGGGCCCGCGGGAGGGUUGUUCCCUCAGCGUUGUUAGGACAAGGCCUUGCAGCCCUUUCUUCAGCAGGACUAGAGACUUCAGCCUCCGCCUGCUGUCAGGGCUUGUAACCAGGAGCCAGCUCUGCCUGUUGUCAGAACAGCAGGGGCCUGGGGCAGGCUGUGCCUGCAGGCUCGUUUGGGUAAAGCAUCGUACAAAUCCCCAAUUUCUGUUACUCUCACAAACCACGGACAGGGGCCAAAUGCUCAGUUCUGAAGAGUGACUAAACUGCUGAGGGCAGAGGUUGGUUUAUUUUUGAAGGGGGGGAAGAAACUAACAGGGCUGCGGAUAACUGAGGUCUACCACUAGUGUUUGGUUUUGGGGCUUGGUCGCUAAGUGGCUCAGAAGAAAGUUGGUCUGGUCCUUUGGGUGAAAGGACGAAGCUAGCUUAAAGUAAAUGGCUCAGGUUCCCACCUGGCUCGCAGGUUUAGAUCAGAAAUUGUCAAGCUUAAUUUGACAAGUGAAAGUCAGUGGGCAGGUCUGGCAGUU